Molecule: messenger RNA, 363 nt
Organism: Angiostrongylus costaricensis
Lineage: Eukaryota; Metazoa; Nematoda; Chromadorea; Rhabditida; Metastrongylidae
Source: the annotation of a GenBank genome assembly
AUGGGAAGCGGUUCAUCGAGCCACCAAAAUCAGGAUAUGAUGGAUCAUCACCAUCAAUAUCCCGAUAUGAAUAUGAUUUUUAAAGGAAUUCCUAAAAUGAUUCAGUGCAAAAUGUUUUAUGUGGCCGAUGACAUGCAUCGAAUGACGGACUAUAUAAUGGACCUUCGGAAUAUGACGUUUGGUCUGGUGAUCAUCUCAGUGAUCGGCGUGUGCUGUUUCCUCCUUCUUCGCCUCUUGCAAGGAAGAAGCUCCCAUCGACGUCGAAAACGCUCCAUAUUGCGACAGGUGACCAAUGAUGUUCGUCUGUUUACGUUUUACUGUAAAAAACCAUGGCUGAGCAAUAACAUUGGGCUGAACGUGUAG